This is a messenger RNA of Ochotona curzoniae (black-lipped pika), 4313 nucleotides long. It is a transcript of the gene ACLY, whose product is annotated as ATP citrate lyase. Gene Ontology annotation, cellular component: cytosol. The record is from RefSeq and is a predicted model, not a curated record. The transcript has 29 exons. Gene Ontology annotation, molecular function: ATP citrate synthase activity. Gene Ontology annotation, biological process: tricarboxylic acid cycle; acetyl-CoA biosynthetic process; fatty acid biosynthetic process. Lineage: Eukaryota; Metazoa; Chordata; Mammalia; Lagomorpha; Ochotonidae. The coding region runs from base 124 to 3429 and encodes 1101 amino acids.
CCGAAUCCCGGGCGGCCGCCGGCGGCUGGAGCGCUCCGGGUGGUGAGGGUGAGCCGGUCCGGGUAGAGGGAGUGCCACGCGCCGACUUUCUCUCAGAGAGGUGGAGCAGGUCCCUCUGCAGCCAUGUCAGCCAAGGCAAUUUCAGAGCAGACGGGCAAAGAACUCCUUUACAAGUACAUCUGCACCACCUCUGCCAUCCAGAACCGCUUCAAGUAUGCCCGGGUCACUCCCGACACAGACUGGGCCCACCUGCUGCAGGACCACCCCUGGCUGUUGAGCCAGAGCUUGGUAGUCAAGCCAGACCAGCUGAUCAAACGGCGUGGAAAGCUUGGCCUAGUUGGGGUCAACCUCACUCUGGAUGGGGUCAAGUCCUGGCUGAAGCCAAGGCUAGGCCAGGAGGCCACGGUGGGCAAGGCCACAGGCUUCCUGAAGAACUUCCUGAUCGAGCCCUUUGUUCCCCACAGUCAGGCGGAGGAGUUCUACGUGUGCAUCUAUGCGACCCGCGAAGGGGACUAUGUGCUAUUCCACCAUGAGGGCGGGGUGGACGUGGGCGACGUGGAUGCCAAAGCCCAGAAGCUGCUGGUGGGUGUGGACGAGAAGUUGAAUCCGGAAGACAUCCGGAGACAUCUCUUGGUGCACGCUCCUGAAGACAAGAAAGAAAUUCUUGCCAGUUUUAUCUCCGGCCUCUUCAAUUUCUAUGAGGACCUGUACUUCACCUACCUCGAGAUCAAUCCCCUUGUUGUAACCAAAGAUGGCGUCUACGUCCUUGACUUGGCAGCCAAGGUGGACGCCACUGCUGACUACAUCUGCAAAGUGAAGUGGGGUGACAUAGAGUUCCCGCCCCCCUUUGGGCGGGAGGCCUAUCCAGAGGAAGCCUACAUUGCAGACUUGGAUGCCAAAAGUGGAGCCAGCCUGAAACUCACCUUACUGAACCCCAAGGGCAGGAUCUGGACCAUGGUGGCCGGGGGUGGCGCCUCGGUCGUGUACAGUGACACUAUCUGCGACCUUGGGGGCGUAAAUGAGCUGGCCAACUACGGGGAAUACUCAGGCGCACCCAGUGAGCAGCAGACCUACGACUAUGCUAAGACCAUCCUCUCCCUCAUGACCCGCGAGAAGCACCCCGAUGGCAAGAUCCUCAUCAUUGGAGGCAGCAUUGCAAACUUCACCAAUGUGGCUGCCACGUUCAAGGGCAUCGUGAGAGCCAUUCGAGAUUACCAGGGCCCCCUGAAGGAGCAUGAGGUCACGAUUUUUGUCCGACGAGGCGGCCCUAACUAUCAGGAGGGCCUGCGGGUGAUGGGAGAAGUGGGGAAGACCACCGGCAUCCCCAUCCAUGUAUUUGGCACGGAGACCCACAUGACGGCCAUCGUCGGCAUGGCGUUGGGCCACCGGCCCAUCCCCAACCAGCCGCCCACCGCAGCCCACACUGCAAACUUCCUGCUCAAUGCCAGCGGGAGCACAUCGACUCCAGCCCCAAGCAGGACCGCGUCCUUUUCUGAAUCCAGGGCUGAUGAUGCAGCACCUGCCAAGAAAGCCAAGCCCGCCAUGCCACAAGAUUCAGUCCCAAGUCCAAGACCCCUGCAAGGGAAGAGCGCCACCCUCUUCAGCCGCCACACCAAAGCCAUCGUGUGGGGCAUGCAGACCCGGGCUGUGCAAGGCAUGCUGGACUUCGACUACGUCUGUUCCCGAGACGAGCCCUCGGUGGCCGCCAUGGUCUAUCCUUUCACGGGUGACCACAAACAGAAGUUUUACUGGGGACAUAAGGAAAUCCUGAUCCCAGUCUUCAAGAACAUGGCUGAUGCCAUGAAGAAACACCCGGAAGUGGAUGUGCUGAUCAAUUUUGCCUCUCUCCGUUCUGCCUAUGACAGCACCAUGGAGACCAUGAACUACGCUCAGAUUCGCACCAUUGCCAUCAUAGCCGAAGGCAUUCCUGAAGCCCUCACCAGGAAGCUGAUCAAGAGGGCGAACCAGAAGGGAGUGACCAUCAUCGGACCUGCCACUGUUGGAGGCAUCAAGCCCGGGUGCUUCAAGAUUGGGAACACAGGUGGGAUGCUGGACAACAUCCUGGCCUCCAAGCUCUACCGCCCUGGCAGCGUGGCCUACGUGUCGAGGUCUGGAGGCAUGUCCAACGAGCUGAACAACAUCAUCUCCCGCACCACGGAUGGCGUUUACGAGGGUGUGGCCAUCGGCGGUGACAGGUACCCUGGCUCAACCUUCAUGGAUCAUGUGUUACGUUACCAGGACACACCAGGAGUCAAGAUGAUUGUGGUGCUUGGAGAGAUAGGGGGCACCGAGGAGUAUAAGAUCUGCCGGGGCAUCAAGGAGGGCCGCAUCACCAAGCCUGUGGUCUGCUGGUGCAUUGGGACCUGUGCCACCAUGUUCUCCUCUGAGGUCCAGUUUGGCCAUGCUGGUGCCUGUGCCAAUCAGGCUUCUGAAACUGCAGUGGCCAAAAAUCAAGCCUUGAAGGAGGCAGGGGUGUUUGUGCCCCGGAGCUUUGACGAGCUUGGCGAAAUCAUCCAAUCUGUAUACGAAGAUCUUGUGGCCAAAGGGGUCAUUGUUCCUGCACAGGAAGUACCGCCCCCAACGGUGCCCAUGGACUAUUCCUGGGCCAGGGAACUGGGUCUGAUUCGCAAGCCUGCCUCAUUCAUGACCAGCAUCUGCGAUGAGCGGGGCCAGGAACUCAUCUACGCAGGCAUGCCCAUCACUGAGGUCUUCAAGGAGGAGAUGGGCAUCGGCGGGGUCCUUGGCCUCCUCUGGUUCCAGAGAAGGUUGCCCAAAUACUGUUGCCAGUUCAUCGAGAUGUGCCUGAUGGUGACCGCUGACCAUGGGCCAGCCGUCUCGGGGGCUCACAACACCAUCAUCUGUGCGCGGGCGGGGAAGGACCUCGUCUCCAGCCUCACCUCGGGACUGCUCACCAUCGGGGAUCGGUUUGGGGGUGCCUUGGAUGCAGCAGCCAAGAUGUUCAGUAAGGCCUUUGACAGUGGCAUCAUCCCCAUGGAGUUUGUGAAUAAGAUGAAAAAGGAGGGGAAGCUGAUCAUGGGCAUCGGGCACCGAGUGAAAUCUAUAAACAACCCGGACAUGCGCGUGCAGAUCCUCAAGGACUACGUUAAGCAGCACUUCCCUGCCACCCCACUGCUAGAUUAUGCCCUGGAAGUGGAGAAGAUCACCACAUCAAAGAAACCCAAUCUUAUCCUGAAUGUCGAUGGUUUCAUUGGAGUUGCUUUUGUAGAUAUGCUUAGGAACUGUGGAUCCUUUACUCGGGAGGAGGCUGAUGAGUACAUCGACAUUGGGGCCCUCAAUGGCAUCUUCGUGCUGGGCAGGAGCAUGGGCUUCAUCGGGCACUACCUUGACCAGAAACGGCUGAAGCAGGGGCUCUAUCGUCAUCCCUGGGAUGACAUCUCCUACGUCCUCCCGGAGCACAUGAGCAUGUGACCGAGCCUGGAGUCCAACUGCAGGCACACGAACCGACACAGGAACUCCUCCCUGAGAAACAGCGUGCAGACAGCCGGCAGCUGGUCUGGGACGGGAAUAGCCACUGGGGCACACAGUGAAGACCAACUCCCUUGGGCUUACACCCAAAUGGGCCACACAAAGAAGCUUACUAUUUUUUAUUUUAUAAACAUAGAAAAACAAAACAAAAAAAACCAAGCCAAUACUUGUGACAUUUGCUCUGCUACCUGCUGUAUUUAUUACAUGGAUAUAUCCGAGUACUGUCAGCAUCAUGUUCCUCCUCCUGGAAGGGCGCUCAGAUGUUGUUUUCUUUUUUCCAUUAGUUGAAAAGAUUCUUUUUCCCUGGGAGGAAGGACUGACACUCUGUAAGGCUCUGGGUGCUACUGUCCACUUCCAGGCACCCUGACGUCCUGUCUCCCCUCUGUCCUCUUCCUCCUCAUAUAACAUGAAGAAUGUUGUGUUAAUCUGAUUGUUAAAGACUUUUGUGUAUGUUAUAUGUGUCAAGGAUUUAUUUAGCAUCCCACUGAGAUGUUCUGCAGGACCAAACAAGGUCUGCUUAUAUCAGGGGGGUGGAACCAUUGCAUCCUUGUCAUUGUCAUAAAGUGUGUGGAGUAGUAACUUAAAAUGUAAAGUUGUAACAUACAUAUGUUUAAGAUGAAACCACAAGGCAGAAAGCUGUGAAGUAUCUCAUGUCUUAGUUCUCCGUGUCUGUGCAGCUCCCUCGGCCUGUGACUGCAGCGUGAGGCCCAGGACUCCAUCAGCUAUUCUGCAUCUAUACUCCACCACGGAGCGGGGCGGCCGCCACCUCAGUCUCAUCUCCGUAUCCUCAUAGUCCAGUGGAAAUAAACUAUACAGUAACGAGGAAA